Messenger RNA from Hydractinia symbiolongicarpus, 2316 nucleotides. Its product is annotated as major facilitator superfamily domain-containing protein 10-like. Bases 224 to 1558 code for a protein of 444 amino acids. Gene Ontology annotation, molecular function: protein binding; transmembrane transporter activity. Gene Ontology annotation, cellular component: brush border membrane. Gene Ontology annotation, biological process: transmembrane transport. The record is from RefSeq and is a predicted model, not a curated record. NCBI's taxonomy places the organism in Eukaryota, Metazoa, Cnidaria, Hydrozoa, Anthoathecata, Hydractiniidae. The transcript has 13 exons.
CGUGAGCUGAUGUAAAUAAAAACAAACUACACUGCCGCGAAUAAGGAAGGAGGAAGCGACAAAGACAAGACAGGACAAGAAAGAAGAAAAAUCUGCGUUGUCAUCAGUCCUGUUUUUUUGUCUUGCUUUCAUUGCAUAUAGAAAAAGAACAAGUUGAAAUAGUAAACAAACGAACAAAUAGCUGACCGAAAAAACCUGUGUGUAAUCUCUAUCGCAUUGCAUCAUGAAGAGCACAUAUAUCAUAUUUUUCAUUUUAUUUCUUGAUCUAAUCGCGUUCACUAUAAUCCUCCCUCUCUUUCCUUCCAUCAUCGAAUCCUACAAUGAACAAAACAGCAGCCAAGAACAGUCAGACUAUGCGUUGGAUUAUAUUCAUAAAAUCAUGGAAUGGAUACGAAACAAACUUAACAUGCCUGACAGGCGCAGAUACAACAACGUUUUAAUUGGAGGUCUCCUCGGUUCUUUAUUUUCAUUAUUGCAAUUUGUUUCAAGCCCAAUCAUUGGUGCAUUUUCAGAUGUGUAUGGAAGAAAGAAAAUUUUGAUAUUAAGUAUGAUUGGCACUUCAAUAUCAUAUAUUAUUUGGUGGAAAGCUGACACUUUCUCCAUAUUUUUAUUGUCACGUGUAGUUGGAGGGCUAAGUAAAGGCUCUGUUACAUUGUGCACAACUAUGAUAUCUGACGUUACUACAAAUGAAAACAGAGGAAAGGGAAUGGCAUUUAUUGGUUUGGCCUUUUCCUUUGGUUUUAUAUCCGGACCUAUGAUUGGUGCAUAUUUUGCAUCACAAGUCCAAGGCACUGGACUUGCUAAUUCAUUCACACUGCCUGCGCAAGUAGCAAUUGCCUUCCAAAUGAUGUCUUUACUCUUCGCAGUUUUUUUGUUGGACGAAACUAAAAUCACGAAAAAGGAAACAACUAUUUCUUCUAACCUGUCAAAAGCAUUGAAUUUGAUCAAUCCAUUCAACAUAUUCACAUUAUCAAGUAUAAAGAAUGACAAGAAAGUUGCAGUAUUGAAGAGUUUAACUCUAACCAACUUCUUGUAUCUUUUGUUCUUUUCUGGUCUGGAAUUUACACUGACAUUUUUGACACACGAGAGGUUCAAUUUUACUAGCAUGCAACAAGGGAAGUUAUUUUUCUUCGCUGGUCUUAUCAUGAUGAUAGUACAAGGAGGAUAUGUUCGCAGGGUGAAACAGAAUAGAGAAAAGAAAAUAGCUAUGCAGGGUAUCGUCGCCAUCAUACCAGCUAUGAUGUUGAUCAGUGUUACAUAUUCAGUUCAAAUUACUUAUGCAGCUUUACUUCUUUACUCAUUUGGUGCAGGGACGGUCGUACCAUGUUUAACGUCGUUAUUUACACAACACACUGAUGAAAGUGACACCGGUGAGAGUAUUGGUAUCUUGCGUUCUGCUGGUGCAUUUGCUCGUGCAAUUGCUCCUGCCUUGACUUGCUCAGUGUAUUGGAGUUUUGGAUCGUUUGUGUGUUAUUUCAUUGGAGCAUUGCUUUUUGUAAUUCCACUUGUUCUUCUUCGAAACACAAUUAUCAGUGACGUUGAGACAAAGAACAAGUAAAGCACGAAGACUUUUGAUAGGAAAUCAAAAUUUAAAUAUUUUUUCGAAACAGUCAUGGAAAUGGUCUUUGACACGAUCUUCUUGUUUUCAAUGUCGCUUUUAAAAGCAUGACGAAAUACUGCUUUUAUUUUUUUAUUGUAUGCAAUCAAAAAAUCGUAUAAAAAUUUCUAAACCCUGCUGUGCGGGGUUCAAUUUAUUUGCUUUGAUUUAUGUUUCAAUUUUUUCUAAAUAAUUUUUUGUCGACCAGUAGUUAUUAUUUUAAAAAUCUAGACUUUUGUGUUUAGUCUUUGUAGGCUGUGUUUUAAUACUUUUAUACGACUUUUAUAGAAGUUUUUCUAAUCUCACGUCGUUAAAGUCGACACUUUUUUUCAUGUUGUCGUCGGUAAUAUGAUAUCGCACGUUUACGAGGUGCAAUUAGGAAAUAAUUGAACGAGUAUUUUUUUUUUUUCUGGCAUUUUUACUAAAGCGAAUUUUUCAAAGUGGAAUCUAAAACAAUGAGUAUACUCAGAGACAUUUCGCCGUUCAAUUCGCCUCGUGGAAAUUUGUAGAGACGAAAUAGUGAGACUUUUAGCGUACAAGUUAGAUUUUAUAGCAAUUUAUUUAUGGUGGUGGUCGCUAAACUAUUUAUUAGAUAGUUUUUAUUUACGUGAUUUUAACACACAAAGUUUUGUAUUUUUAUAACUUUUGAAAUGUUUGAAUACUGCAUUUUGCAAGUUUUGUACUUUUAAAAAUUGGUGGAAGAAAAUGUAAGAAUGGAA